Helobdella robusta is the source of this 573-nucleotide messenger RNA. RefSeq lists its product as hypothetical. Lineage: Eukaryota; Metazoa; Annelida; Clitellata; Rhynchobdellida; Glossiphoniidae. The record is from RefSeq and is a predicted model, not a curated record. The coding region runs from base 1 to 573 and encodes 190 amino acids. The transcript is spliced from 5 exons.
AUGGCUGCAUACCCCUCAGUUGAUAGAUUAUAUUUUAAAGAAAGAAGAUGCUGUGAGGUGGGCCAAACAGCAUGGUUUGAUAGCGGCCACGAUGACAUGCCGCUGUCUUGCAGACAUGAGAUGGUUACUUGUGGAGGUGUAGAAACUCCAGGUGCCGCGCUACAAAAACAAUUAGGCAUGAAAGUUUCUACAGCCAUAGCCAAUCAUCCCUUACAAAUUGUAUUUUGGACACACUGGGUUUUUGGAGGCAUCGAUACGCAAACAAAAGAUGCCUUUCUGGUGGAAGUAAAUAAACAAGAUGCUGCCACGUUGUUGCAAUUGAUACAGGGACAUGUUCUGCCCGGUACAACAGUUUGGACGGAUCAAUGGGCUGCUUAUCACAGUAUAACAGCCGUACCUGGUUUAGCCCACAAAACUGUAUAUCACUCCAUUACAUUCCGGGCCGUAAACGGAGUGCAUACAAAUGGAGUGGAGAAUUUGUGGCGAUGCGCCAAACAAAAAUUUCAAGAGAAUGAAUGGAAGCGUGGUUUCAUACUUAUUUACCAAAAUAUUUAUAGCGAUGUUCAGAAAUAA